AGGGAUUCGUCCUUCAUAUGUGCACAUGUGACCAAGGACGGGGAAUCUUGAUGCGCAGAGUAUGGCCUUGGGUCCUGAAAAGGUGCCGCCGCAGUACUUCAUCCUUUGUACAAUGCGAUUGAGCGUCUGAAAAUGUUCCCAGACAAACCGGCGGAUCCCAUCGUUCUUCGGAAUGGUCUCAUACCCUCCUCCGGCCAGCUCGUAACGCGUCUUCGGUCCUCGGACUGGCGCAUCGUCAAUGUACGGUAUCGUGAACUGGGGAAUCUCGGGCUGCAAGAUGAAGGGUAACCAGUCGAAGGGCGCCAAAUGGGGACUGAAAGGUGGUGUAAUCCCGGGAGGCCUCGGAUUGUCCGGCGAAAUGCUCUGCUACUUGCUCGGUGAAAGGUGGCACUCCCGAGUGCUGGAUCGUGACCGCGUUUAGUGGUUCCAGGCUGUGCACCAAACGUAGGCUCGUUCCGUCUUUCUUCACCACGCAAAACCAUCGAGAA
This is a messenger RNA of Mycena citricolor, 488 nucleotides long. Lineage: Eukaryota; Fungi; Basidiomycota; Agaricomycetes; Agaricales; Mycenaceae. The record is from the annotation of a GenBank genome assembly.